Peromyscus californicus insignis is the source of this 5743-nucleotide messenger RNA. It is a transcript of the gene Magi2, whose product is annotated as membrane associated guanylate kinase, WW and PDZ domain containing 2. Lineage: Eukaryota; Metazoa; Chordata; Mammalia; Rodentia; Cricetidae. Gene Ontology annotation, molecular function: beta-1 adrenergic receptor binding; type II activin receptor binding; SMAD binding. Gene Ontology annotation, cellular component: cytoplasm; dendrite. The coding region runs from base 239 to 4621 and encodes 1460 amino acids. The record is from RefSeq and is a predicted model, not a curated record. Gene Ontology annotation, biological process: receptor clustering; signal transduction. The transcript is spliced from 23 exons.
UUCAAGGGACAGCACAACCUCACCCAAGCUCUCCUACCUCUGCCCAGCCGUCCCUCGCAUCCUCCCCCUUCCUCCGCCACACUCCAUCCAAAGAAGAGGGAAAGCGCGGAGCAGAGGGGAGACAGGCAAAGUCUGCCACCCUCGUCCCUUGGCCCCCUGGCUCCUCCAUCCCGAUUUUGACUCCCAACCCCUCUUCUCCAAAGGACCCUCAGGAACUGAGGCGACUCACCCUACUGCCAUGUCCAAAAGCUUGAAAAAGAAAAGCCACUGGACUAGCAAAGUCCACGAGAGUGUCAUUGGCAGGAACCCGGAGGGCCAGCUGGGCUUUGAACUGAAGGGGGGCGCCGAAAACGGACAGUUCCCCUACCUGGGGGAGGUGAAGCCGGGCAAGGUGGCCUAUGAAAGCGGCAGCAAGUUGGUAUCCGAGGAGCUGCUGCUGGAGGUGAACGAGACCCCCGUGGCGGGGCUCACCAUCAGGGACGUUCUAGCCGUGAUCAAACACUGCAAGGACCCCCUCCGGCUCAAGUGUGUCAAGCAAGGAGGAAUUGUUGAUAAGGAUCUUCGUCACUACCUCAACUUAAGAUUUCAGAAGGGUUCUGUUGACCACGAACUUCAGCAAAUCAUCCGUGACAACCUCUACCUCCGCACAGUGCCAUGCACCACAAGGCCACAUAAGGAGGGGGAGGUCCCUGGAGUGGACUACAUUUUCAUAACCGUGGAGGAUUUUAUGGAAUUGGAGAAAAGUGGUGCUCUCCUUGAAAGUGGGACCUAUGAAGACAACUACUACGGUACCCCAAAGCCUCCAGCUGAACCAGCACCAUUAUUAUUAAAUGUAACAGACCAGAUACUUCCGGGAGCUACUCCAAGUGCUGAAGGGAAACGGAAGAGAAAUAAAUCAGUGAGCAACAUGGAGAAAGCAAGUAUAGAGCCUCCAGAGGAGGAGGAGGAAGAAAGGCCUGUGGUCAAUGGAAAUGGCGAAGUCAUAACACCAGAAUCCAGUGAACAUGAAGACAAAAGUACAGGUGCCUCAGGGGAGACACCCUCCCAGCCUUAUCCUGCACCAGUGUACAGUCAGCCUGAAGAGCUAAAGGAACAGGUGGAUGAUACAAAGUCAAAAAAGCCUGAGGAGAAUGAGGACUUGGACCCAUUGCCUGAUAACUGGGAAAUGGCCUACACAGAGAAGGGUGAAGUCUACUUCAUUGACCAUAACACAAAGACAACAUCAUGGCUGGAUCCACGACUUGCGAAAAAGGCUAAACCUCCAGAAGAGUGCAAAGAAAAUGAGCUUCCAUAUGGCUGGGAAAAAAUCGAUGAUCCCAUAUAUGGCACUUACUAUGUUGACCACAUAAAUAGAAGAACACAGUUUGAAAACCCUGUCCUGGAAGCAAAAAGGAAGCUACAACAGCAUAACAUGCCCCACACAGAACUUGGAACAAAGCCCCUGCAGGCCCCAGGUUUCCGAGUAGGCCACUCAUCGGCGACAUUACCUAGGCCCAAAUCCAUCUUCCCCCGUACUGACCCGGAGAGGUCCCGCAGUGUGAAUGACUUGUCUCACUAUCUGCUGGACCACAGAGGGACGCCCUGGCCACUCGAAAAGCCGCUCUUCACCCGGGAUGCAUCCCAGUUGAAGGGAACGUUCCUCAGCACCACCCUCAAGAAGAGCAACAUGGGCUUUGGAUUCACCAUCAUUGGUGGAGAUGAGCCGGAUGAGUUUCUCCAGGUGAAAAGUGUGAUCCCGGAUGGGCCUGCCGCACAGGAUGGAAAAAUGGAGACCGGUGAUGUCAUUGUCUAUAUUAAUGAAGUUUGUGUCCUUGGACACACUCAUGCAGAUGUUGUCAAACUUUUCCAGUCUGUUCCUAUUGGUCAGAGUGUCAACUUGGUGUUGUGUCGUGGCUACCCUUUGCCCUUUGAUCCUGAAGAUCCUGCUAACAGCAUGGUGCCACCCCUUGCAAUAAUGGAGAGGCCACCACCAGUGAUGGUCAAUGGAAGACAUAACUAUGAAACAUAUUUGGAAUACAUUUCUCGGACCUCACAGUCAGUUCCAGAUAUUACAGAUCGACCACCUCAUUCUUUGCACUCCAUGCCAGCUGAGGGUCAGCUCGAUGGCACGUAUCCACCACCCGUCCAUGACGACAAUGUGUCUAUGGCUUCAUCUGGAGCCACUCAAGCUGAACUUAUGACCUUAACCAUUGUGAAAGGUGCCCAGGGAUUUGGCUUCACUAUUGCCGACAGUCCCACGGGACAGCGGGUGAAACAAAUACUUGACAUUCAGGGAUGCCCUGGGCUGUGUGAAGGAGACCUCAUUGUUGAAAUCAACCAGCAGAAUGUACAGAACCUGAGCCAUACAGAAGUCGUGGAUAUACUUAAGGACUGCCCCAUUGGAAGUGAGACUUCUUUAAUCAUCCAUCGAGGAGGUUUCUUUUCUCCAUGGAAAACUCCAAAGCCUAUGAUGGACCGGUGGGAGAACCAAGGCAGUCCUCAAACAAGUUUAUCUGCUCCGGCCGUACCACAGAACCUACCCUUCCCACCUGCCCUUCACAGGAGCUCCUUUCCUGACUCAGCAGAGGCCUUUGACCCACGGAAGCCUGACCCAUAUGAGCUCUAUGAGAAAUCGAGAGCCAUUUAUGAAAGUAGGCAACAAGUGCCACCCAGGACCAGUUUUCGAAUGGAUUCCUCUGGUCCAGAUUAUAAGGAACUGGAUGUCCACCUUCGAAGGAUGGAGUCUGGAUUUGGCUUCAGAAUCCUCGGGGGAGAUGAACCUGGACAGCCUAUUUUGAUUGGAGCCGUCAUCGCCAUGGGCUCCGCCGACAGAGACGGCCGUCUACAUCCAGGAGAUGAGCUUGUCUAUGUGGAUGGGAUCCCGGUGGCUGGCAAGACCCACCGCUACGUCAUCGACCUUAUGCACCACGCAGCCCGCAACGGGCAGGUGAACCUCACUGUGAGAAGAAAGGUGCUAUGUGGAGGGGAGCCCUGCCCAGAGGAUGGGAGGAGUCCUGGCUCCGUAUCAACCCACCACAGCUCUCCGCGCAGUGACUAUGCCACCUACGCCAACAGCAACCACGCCGCCCCCAGUAGCAGCGCCUCUCCGCCUGAAGGCUUUGCCUCACACAGCCUGCAGACCAGUGACGUGGUCAUUCACCGCAAGGAGAACGAAGGAUUCGGCUUCGUCAUCAUCAGCUCCCUCAACAGGCCUGAGUCUGGAGCCACCAUAACUGUGCCCCAUAAAAUCGGACGCAUCAUUGAUGGGAGUCCUGCAGAUCGCUGUGCAAAACUAAAAGUGGGAGACCGGAUCUUAGCAGUCAACGGCCAGUCUAUCAUCAACAUGCCUCACGCUGACAUCGUGAAGCUCAUCAAGGAUGCGGGUCUUAGUGUCACCCUUCGCAUCAUUCCUCAGGAGGAGCUCAACAGCCCAGCAUCGGCACCCAGCUCAGAGAAACAAAGUCCUAUGGCCCAGCAGCACAGCCCCCUGGCCCAGCAGAGCCCUUUGGCCCAGCCAAGCCCAGCCACCCCCAACAGCCCUGUUGCCCAACCAGCUCCUCCUCAACCUCUUCAGCUACAAGGACACGAAAACAGUUACAGGUCAGAAGUUAAAGCAAGGCAAGAUGUGAAGCCAGACAUCCGGCAGCCUCCCUUCACAGACUACAGGCAACCCCCACUGGACUACAGGCAACCCCCAGGAGGGGACUACCCGCAACCCCCACCCUUGGACUACAGGCAGCACUCCCCAGACACCAGGCAGUACCCUCUGUCAGACUACAGGCAGCCACAGGAUUUUGAUUAUUUCACUGUGGAUAUGGAGAAAGGAGCCAAAGGAUUUGGAUUCAGCAUUCGUGGAGGAAGGGAAUACAAAAUGGAUCUGUACGUGUUGAGAUUGGCAGAGGAUGGACCAGCCAUAAGGAACGGCAGGAUGAGGGUAGGAGAUCAAAUCAUUGAAAUCAACGGGGAAAGCACCCGGGACAUGACACACGCCAGAGCAAUAGAACUCAUCAAGUCCGGAGGAAGAAGAGUGAGGCUGCUGCUGAAGCGAGGCACGGGACAAGUCCCGGAGUAUGACGAACCCCACGCCUGGAGUGCUGCCGCUGCCGCCGCCCCAGGCCUGCCGGAAGUAGGCGUCUCCCUCGAAGACAUCCUCUCUCCAUUCUCUCCAUCACAUCCAGCCCCACCCUCCGACCCUUCUUCCCACCAGAUAGGCCCAGACCCAACUUGGGAUAUCCAAAGGGAACACGACGUUAGGAAACCAAAGGAGCUUUCGGCCGGCGGCCAGAAGAAGCAGCGCCUGGGGGAGCAGAGGGAGCGCUCGGCGAGCCCGCGGCACAGCAGCGCGCGGCCGAGGCCGGAGGAGGUGCCCGGCGGCCAGGGGAGGCCCGAGGCCGGCAGGCCCGCCUCGGAGGCGGCCGACGGGAAGGAGGCGCUGCGGGGCCGGCGCGAGGGCCCCGGGGCCGCGGGCGCGCGGGAGGCCGAGGCCAAGGUGGGCGUGCGCUCGGGGUCCCGACCCGCGCCGCGGCCCACGGCAGGCGGCCCGGCGCGCAAGGCGGCGGUGGCGCCGGGGCCCUGGAAGGUGCCGGGCUCCGACAAGCUGCCGGGCGCCCUGCAGCCCGGCUCCUCGGCCGCGGGCAGAUGAGGGGCCCCCAGCCGCCUCCACGCAGGCCGUUCUUCCCGGGUUCCGUCUCACGGCGUUUUAAUUUAUUUUCACUGUCACACGCAUAGAUCCACUCGAGACGCCGAGGCCUGGGAGCAUCGGUGUGCGACGCGCCAAGGUGUGCUCGCAGACCUAAACUGAUCCUAAAGCCCCCGGUUCCAUGGUGGGAGCUUUGGCAGCUAUGGAAGAACCAAAAUCACGCAAACAUCACAGAGAGACAGUGCAGUGUAGCUUUAGUUUAAAAAGAGAAAGAAAAAAAGUUUCCCCCACUGCAUGAAGGUUUCGGAUGUCAUCCAAACUUUAUAUCAAGAAACUGGACAAGUUCAGAGCAAUCACAAACUGGAAUAUCGCCUUAAAAAAAUCAAACUGCACGGAGCAAGCGGAAACUGAGACAAGAUUAUAUCUUUUAAUUGAUCUAAAGUGUUGUAAAUAAAUCGUUCUUGACAAAUCUAGACAGGGGUUAAAGGGUUUCUUUGAAACAUUAAGAACUGUUCGCCCAUGACGUUUCCAUGGCUCACCCUCGGCAUCCACCAACGGUAUUAGCACCGUUCCCUGCCUCCUGCAGGAUGAGUUAGAAACCUAGUGAAUUCAUUGGUGUGAUGCCGUUUUUACUGCCAUUUCUGUGAUCAAGUCAUUUCUGUACAUUUUCAGUGGUAGGGAAAAAAGGUUUUAAAAAUUGUAUCCUAGGGAACAGUUUGCCGUAAGUCAGAAUUUCGCGGGUUAGCGCGUAGAUCUUAAUUGGUUUUCUUCUAAAAUAUGAGUUUUAUAAUCAAAAGACCGUAAUCUGUUUCAUCGAGAUUGGCAACGCUGCAGUUCCUUCCUGAAACGGCUUUCCUGUCAUACCAGGCGCAGAGAGAUAGGUAGCUGCUUGUUUAGCAAUGUUCUAUUUUACCUAUUUUAUUGUCUUAUUUUAAAACCUCUUCGUUACUUCAUUUGCACUUUGACAAAGUAUUUGUCCUAUAUUUCUCAAAUUAGAAUGAAUCUCUAAUAUUAAAAACAUGAUAACUAAUUUAUUUUCAUUAAAGAACAUGAGUCCUUUGGCAUCCUUUCUGUUUAUCUUUCCUUAUUUGAUGUCCCUUUGGUUCCCAUUUGGUUUGCUUUCGC